Talaromyces atroroseus is the source of this 591-nucleotide messenger RNA. RefSeq lists its product as hypothetical. Lineage: Eukaryota; Fungi; Ascomycota; Eurotiomycetes; Eurotiales; Trichocomaceae. Gene Ontology annotation, biological process: protein stabilization; protein folding; protein import into mitochondrial matrix. The coding region runs from base 1 to 591 and encodes 196 amino acids. The record is from RefSeq and is a predicted model, not a curated record. Gene Ontology annotation, cellular component: mitochondrion. Gene Ontology annotation, molecular function: zinc ion binding; protein-folding chaperone binding. The transcript has a single exon.
AUGCGCUCGUCAGCAGCUCUGCUUCGUCUCUUCCGCUCCUCAAGCGGAUACCUCCCCCGAGCUCGAGCUGUUCCAUAUGCUUCCAUUGCUAAGAGACCAUCGUCACUUUCCACAAGGCUCAACGCCACAUAUGUCAAUACUCCCCGAAGAUACAACUCCGGCUCAUCAGAAUCAGAGCCAUCCCCACGACCAUUAACAGACCGGGUUCCCAACGCAUCUACCGACGAGGCCAACGCCCAGCAAAAUGCCGCGCGUCGAGCUGAGGAGCCGGCGUAUCGCAUUGUAUUCACAUGCAAGCCCUGCGGCCACAGAUCAGAUCAUCAAAUGUCCAAACACGGGUAUCACAAAGGGACAGUCCUCAUUACCUGCCCAUCAUGCCAGGCCCGUCACGUCAUAAGCGACCACCUUGGAAUUUUCAUGGAUGAUAAGAGCACCCUGGAGGAUAUUCUGUCUAAAAAGGGCUUGUCUGUCACCAAGGGCAUCGUCAACGAUGAUAUGGAGAUCUGGGAAGACGGCUCUGUUUACAAAGCUGGAUCCAAUAAGGAGGGCAUUGAUAUCAGCGCUGAGGAUAGCAGCAGAGGAACCCCUUAA